ACAUUAUUUAUACUGUCUCUCACACAGAUAUAGACAUUAAUGAAUUAUUUAGUUAGUGUUACCAUAGUAAUGUAUUAAAUAUAAUAUACGACUUCUUAUAUGGUGAAUUUAUGGUUUGGUUAAGAACGGCAGGAAAGCACAUGUUAAUAUACAAAUCAUUGGGUCAGUGUCAUAAAAACGUUAAUAACAUGUCACUUUAGGAUAAAGUGUUUCGUAUUUAGUGAAUAUAGGCGCAGGAAAAAAUACUGAAUAUAAUUUCUUUUCGAUUAUUUUGGGAUGUUUGCAAUAGUUUUCUGUAACAUGAUAUUUUGGAUUUUAAUAGUGUCUGUUACUUUUCAAGGUGUAACGUGCAAUCUCCGUUACCCUAAUUUAAAUCAAGGAAGCCUGUUACAGCAGGUACAAAAGAACGCCCCUUCAAGCUGGAGAAAUAUUUGGACUACCCUCAGUCCACCAGCCACACCCAGACCUCGAAGACUUACCGUGUAUGAUACGAUCCGAGCCACAGCGGCAGCAAGUAGGCGAGUGAAUGGCAUAGAUUCUUACCAUCAGGCAAUUAUAUCGCCAGCAUCAAUAAAGUCUCAGCCAGUGUUUCCCACUAAGGAAACGAGUCGGUACUCUCCUUCAAUAAGAAGUAGCUCAAAGCGGGUUUCUCAGGAAAACACUGGUCAAUAUAGACCCGCAGAAAUUAGACCUACCGCUGAAACACGUUUUUCAAAUGUACAAGCAGCCAAAGGACCCCUUCUUGCAAGAGGGGCAACACGUGCAGAAACAGUUAGUGAUUUAGGUGCUAGAAGACGCUCAAGUGCUCGAACUAACACAGCUAUGGCCAGAAGGACGCAUUCGGUAAAGGACAAAGGCCUUUAUGAAGAAGCUGGUAUGUUCGAUACAAGUUCGGCCAGUCAUAAUGUUGCAACAACGGGUCAUUUUGACGCAUUUGCUGGUGAUGCAAUAGCCCUUUACGCCUACGACCACGACCACGGCCACGGCCACGGAACGACAACAGCUACGGGUAACAAAUAUGUACGUACUAGCACUAUUUUAGAGGCAAAUACACCGGUAAAAUCAAGAUUUAAGGUUCUUCCUAAUGGAUCUAUUGUUGAUUAUGGUAUAUCUAGCCAAACUUAUACACAGCAAAAUUCGCAUGCAACGAGCCCGAAUGUUCGUGGCUUGGAACCAAGUGCACAAAGUUCCACAGCAUAUGCAAAAAAACAGACACAACCAACUUCUACCGAUUACCUAAGCAGUUCUACCACCAAUAUAGGACAAUCUGGUUCUCGGCAGUCAUCCCCAACAAAUAAUCAGCUUCCAUUAUCCGACGCACUUCCGGCGUCACCAACUCGGAGCAGCGUUCAGACAACCAGGCAUAAUCGUCCGCUCUACACGAACGCUCAGGGAGGAGUUCCGAUUUUUGACGAUUCGUUGAGUUAUGUUAUGGAUGACCCUAGACUGCGGAAAGAUGAUCACCACAGUUCUCUGUCAAUAAUGACAGAAAGUGGAAUAAUUGACUAUUUUCCGACGCAGACGACAAACAUAACACUCGGACAAACUUCCCCAGCACGUAAAAUAACAACAGUAAAAACAUCCCCAACAACAACAACAACCAUUCCUACAACUACAACAACAAAGGCUACAACAACAACAACAACAACUGCAACAACAACAACGACGACGCCCAAACCAAAACCUAAAGAUGACUACUGGACCAAACAGGGAGGAGUGCCAAUUGAUAUUACCGUUCUGAAUGAUACGCACGUGUGCCCGAGUUCUCGUGCACGAUGGCAGGAUUAUACGUUGUACCUGGAAACCAAACCAAGACUUUGCAUGAUACAAAUAACUUUUAAUGCCCGGUACAAGCGAGAACCUAUCUACCAUAACACGUGGUGGGGCAACAGUGUGGAAUGGGUAUACCGCACGGUGUAUGAACCUGAUGUGAAGUUUGUCGAUAACUACCAGACACAAUUAAACAAUCGUAUCUUUUAGAACUGUCUAUGAUCCGGAUGUAAGAAUAGUAGAUUUACAUGGAUGGAGAGGUUCAACUUGGUAUGGAUAAAGUCAUCCGAAGUCAUCCGAAGAUAUUUGUCAGAAACUAUUUGUGAUAAAAAUGUCGACUUCCAAUAGCAGGAGUGCCAAGGGUUAACAUAAUAAUGUGUAGACAGUUAUUAUGGUGGCAUAUUUUUGCUGUAAAAUAUAGCCUGUUAUGGUUCGCGAACAUAUUCGUGACAGUUAGAUAAAUAUCGAGAAAAACUAUCAGGUUAUUUAGUUAAUGUUUACUUUUUUUCAAGUAAGAUAAAUGGACAAAGAGUGCCCAGGUUUGCCACUAGUUAAGCUAUAUGAGCCGUGCCAUGAGAAAACCAACAUAGUGGGUGUGCGACCAGCAUGGAUCCAGACCAGCCUGCGCAUCCGCGCAGUCUGGUCAGGAUCCAUGCUGUUCGCUAACAGUUUCUCCAAUUCCAAUAGGCUUUAAAAGCGAACAGCAUGGAGCCUGACCAGACUGCGCGGAUGCGCAGGCUGGUCUGGAUCCAUGCUGGUCGCACACCCACUAUGUUGGUUUUCCCAUGGCACGGCUCAUAUUUUCCUUCAACCAUUAACUCAUUUAUUAGUAAAGAUUCGCGUUUUCACGUAACUAAGUGGUUUACGCGAACAAAUUAUUGUUAGCAAUUAUUGGACAAUCGGAAUACUCUAAACAAAUUCGCUUUUCCGAAUACGUCUGUAACGAAUCUUUUUGCGUCAACCACUUAUAUAAUUACGUGAAAACAAGAAUCUUAAUAACAUAAGAUUCGUGCGGCUAGUAAUUGAAAAAGCGACCUUGUCCAGGAAAAAUGAAUUAACUGGUGACGGUUCUGGCUGUUAGAGCUAUUAUUUGUGAUAAGAUAUUUGAACUACUGGUGAAAAAGUCGCCGACUUAACUAGAUAUCUAGAUACUUUUCUCAAUGUUUAUGCAGCUAACGCGACCAGUAUAGGUUAGCUUACGACUGAACAUACUACCAUAAAUAACAUCUAGCGUAACUUGCUUUGAGCAAACGCUAGAACUCGUCUUAUAUUAAGGGUAUAUUAAAAGUAUGUUUAAAAGUAUAUUUAAACUUUUAAACUUUUGAAAGAAAUUGGCACACACAGUCCUACUUUGUUUUGGUGGUGGGAAAACGUGCUAAGUGUACACUCUUAACCAACUGAAUUAUUAACUGUAAUUCCUUAAUGCCUUCAUUUGCAUAAAUACUUUCACACGUGAAACCCAUAAAAAUCUUAACAGAUUCAAGUUGUCAUCAAACAAGGUUAACACUAUCAUUUUCCAACAUAAUCAUUUAUUAAAGUAUGUCAGUUAUUGUUGAACUUUAGCGUGACCCUUAAGUUUUGACCACAGCCGUACGUCACUGUUUCGUAUUUGUAUGCAAAUAGCAAUUUUUCUUGUAUUUAUUACUAUAAUUUCCCGCGGUGAGGACACCUCAUAACUCCUACUGUUCUAUACAUUUGAAACGUUUUAGCUCAUCUGGGCACGACAUGCUCGUGGUGAGCUUUUAGGAUUUUUGGAUGUCCGCCGUACGUCCGUCCGGCGUCCACAAUUUCUUUAAAGAACAUAUCCUUUUCCAACAUUAAGCCAGUUUCAACCACGCUUUACAAAAAAUGUUCCUUGGGUGGUUCCCUUCAGAUUCCUUUAAAUCUAGGUCAUCCAUACAGAAUUCUGGUGCCACGGCAACCAGAUGGAAAAAAACUUUUAAAAUCUUCUGAGAAACCGCUGUCCCGAUUUUGAAGUAAUUUCACAGAAAUGUUCCUUGGGUGACCCCCAACCAAAUCCCUUCAAAUUGUUCUGUUUUUUUAAAACACAUGGCUGCGAGCGGCGAUACUGUUUUUCCUUAUAUAGCUUUAUGGAAAACAUUGAAAAUCCUUUCUCUGAAACUGUUCGCCCGAUUUGAAAUUAAUUUAACAGCAAUGUUCCUUGGGUGAGCUUAUACCGAACUGCUUCAGACGCCGAAGCUAGUUCUCCUUCAGUAAGGAUGUAUUUAAAACUGUGAAAAUCUCUUAAACUGCUGGCUCGAACUGAAAUAAUUUCACAGGAAUUUUCCUUGGGUGACCCUUUACUAAAUCUGCAGUAUACUAAGUUGCGUUAAUAAUAUGCAUGGCUGCUAGUGGGUUGGGCUGUUUUUUCCCUAUAUGCCUAUAUGGAAAACUUUUAAAAUUUUCUCCUCUCAAACCGCCUGCCCGAUUUGAAAAUAAUUUGACGGCAAUGUUGCUUGGGUGACCUUCAAAAUUUCUUCAAACUAUGUUGAUUUAUUGAGAAAAAAAACAUGGCCUCCUGGAGGCGGGGCUAGUUUUUUCCUAUGUGACUAUAUGGACAAUUUUGAAAAUUUAAAAGCAGUUUUACAGCAAUGCAUCUUUGGUGACUCGCUAAAUGCCUUAAAAUAAUUCUGUUUCGUUAAAAAACAUGACCGCCAGAGGCCGCGGUUAAUUUUUCCCUAUUAGGCUACUUGGAAAACUAAAAUAGCUGGCCCGAUUUUAAAAUAUUUUAACAGCAUUAUUCCUUGUUCCAAAAUUAUAAAAUGUCUGAGACUUCCAAUUCAAAAAAAGUACAGGGAACUUACUGGGAAUAAUGUAUACCUGAAAACAGGGAAAUGUCCGUUCUGAUUGGUCAGUAAUGUCAACGAACCAAAGGAGUGAUUUGUUUUGAAAAGUGAGCCGUGUUAGUGGGUUUAAAGUAUUUCAUUACACAUUUUGACAAUAUUUGCAGAUUUGCAGCAUCUGAUGUCUAUUGAAAUUAGUUUCAGGAAACAGGUUUCUGUGUGAUGUAAACAGGGGGUCAUAUCAUUCACGCGAGAAAUACUCAAAUAAAAUAUCGCUAUUCAUAUAUUUUUCGUUCUUGAUUUUGGUGGAUCUAAGAUAGUUCUUGAAUAAAAUGUGACAAGAUAUAUAUAUAUAUAUAUAUGUUUCGAUUCAUCGAAGGAGGUACACGCCAUAAUGUUAUAAUGGAAUACUCUAGUGUAAAACAAUUGGUAAUCUCUAGCCUUAAUCCAGCUGUGUAAUCCAUCAUGGCCCUUUUGUUUGAUAUUUCGACGGAUUGAAAAGCUCUGUAUUAGCAAGUGCGGAAUGUUUUCAUUUCCUUUCUUUACAAGUUAAAAAUCAGGAAAAAACUUGCUGCACUUGUUUGUCACUUAUUAUUUUCUGAAUGUGAGUAUUUAUGGAUGCGACUUAAUACUUAUAUUAAAAGUUGAUAUAUUUUUUAAUAUACCACAGCAUUUGCCAAAUUUCCCAUUUAAGCGGGAAUGUAGAUAAUUUAUGUAUGUUCUGUAACUUUGUUAACCUAUCCGCCUGGUUGGUGUACUGUUAUUUUGUCACAAUGAUAUAAAACCAUUAAUUAAUGAAUUUGUUAAUUUAUAUUUGGUAGCAUAGAUAGGGCCUAUAUAGGGGGAAUGUUUUGUGUUACAUGCUACAAUUUGUACAUAAAAAUAUUUGUGUAAUUCAUGUACUAAAUUUAAUAAGUUGUCUUUCUUGGUUGCAGAGGGAGAUCUUGUAUUGGAAUUUUGAAGUCUGAAUUCUAUGUGUAUAUAACUUAUAAAAGAGGGUUUUUCUUGCAUUUUGAUAAAGAACUGUAAUAAAUCUGAAAUAAUAUGUAAAAAUGAACAUUCUUACAAUUAGUCACCGGUAUGAGAUCCCAGACGACCACAUUAGACUACUCUUACAAGCAAAAUCCGAAUCGUUUUAUUGAAAACUUCUUAUUUUCGUGUAUUUUAACUUUAAUAAUUAUAGUGGUGUAUUCAGAUUUAAUGCAUCUGUUUUUUAAAAAAAGAACGUUGCUUUUUUUUUUAAAGUAUUGGUACUAUUCACAUGACAUUGGCAAAUGAGGUGAAUUGUCUGAGCUUUUCAGGGACAUUAAAUUUGCCCAAAAAUGAGGAAAAACACAUUUAAGAUAACUUAUAACUUUAAUUGAGAAUACAACUGUAAGCAAUAUGGAACUUUAAUAGGAGUGUUUCUUUCGUUUUUACUGUUUUGAAUUUAUUACUGUAAGUGGAAAUAAAUUACCUCUGAUUCAGUAUAUAGCAAACUUUACAUUUCCAUAUUGUUCUUAUGAUAUUGUUAUGUUUUUCGCAUAAAUUAAAAUAAAGUAAAAAUUAAAUCUA
Mercenaria mercenaria is the source of this 6107-nucleotide messenger RNA. RefSeq names its product integumentary mucin C.1-like. NCBI's taxonomy places the organism in Eukaryota, Metazoa, Mollusca, Bivalvia, Venerida, Veneridae. Bases 277 to 1980 code for a protein of 567 amino acids. The record is from RefSeq and is a predicted model, not a curated record. The transcript has 6 exons.